AUGGUCGAGGAAAACGAAGGUUGCGCCAGGCGACAUCCGGCGUUACGAAACGCGACUGCGUUUCAACUACAGUUUUCCUCCUUCCCUUACCUGCAGACACUGAAUUUCUGGCUAUUCAAUUUGUGCUCGAAGAUUAUCCCUUCGGUGAUUUUGUGCCUAAUGACGUUUAUGAUUCUUGCCAAGCUCAAGAAGAUUCAACAGUUGAGUUCACGGUUUACGAGUGUCGAACGUGAUAAGCAGUACCACAGGACAACGAACAUGAUUCUGGUG
Messenger RNA from Ostertagia ostertagi, 270 nucleotides. NCBI's taxonomy places the organism in Eukaryota, Metazoa, Nematoda, Chromadorea, Rhabditida, Trichostrongylidae. The record is from the annotation of a GenBank genome assembly.